Molecule: messenger RNA, 717 nt
Organism: Pieris macdunnoughi
Lineage: Eukaryota; Metazoa; Arthropoda; Insecta; Lepidoptera; Pieridae
Source: the annotation of a GenBank genome assembly
AUGGUAAAAGUUUGGAGAUUGGGUUUAAUGAGCUAUGAUACCGCUUUUAAAAUACAAACGGCUAUAGCUAGAAAACAUUUAGAUUCCAUGAUAAAAGGAAUGGAUGCUAAUUACGAUACCUUACUCCUUGUGGAACAUAAACCAGUUUACACAGUUGGUAUAAGAGAUGAUACAUCAAAUGAUGAAAUAAACAGGCUAAAAGAUUUAGGUGCAGAAUUUCGUAAAACAAAUCGUGGAGGUCUUAUAACAUUUCAUGGUCCUGGACAGCUAGUUGCAUAUCCUAUAAUAAAUUUAAAACACUAUAAAACUAGUGUUAAGUGGUAUGUGCAUAAUUUGGAACAGACAAUUAUCAACUUAUGUGAUGAAUUAGGAGUUAAAGCAAGCCGGUCUCCACACACUGGAGUAUGGAUUGAAGACAACAAAGUGGCCGCUAUUGGCAUCCACGCAUCCAGAUAUGUAACUAGUCAUGGUAUCUCACUAAACUGUGAUAAUGACUUGUCCUGGUUUGAACACAUUGUGCCCUGUGGCAUUGAAUACAAGGGUGUCACUUCUCUUACCAAUGAAACUGGGCUCAAAUGUUCCAUAGAGACAAUAACUCCACUAUUUUUAAAGCACUUUGAAAAAGUUUUUGAGUGCAAAAUAGAAGAUGUUCCUAGUAAUUACCAAGAAGAUAUUUUAAGUAAUAUUUAUAGCAACCUAUUGACUUCAACUUCUUAA